UAUAUUAUUACCUGUGGAUAUUUAUUACAGAAUUUCGAAAUCUAAUAUUCAUUGUGAUUUUGACUUGGAUGUAUAAUCAAAUCUAAGGAAAAUAAACUUCAAUUUUUCACUCCUCAUUUCGAAAAAUGUCUCCAUCUAUUUCUCCUUUUGAACGGAUGAAGAAAUUCGGAAAUGAGUAUCACAAUCAUGAUAUUUCUAUUCCCUCGAAAGGAGAAGAACCAGUUUCGAUAUCAACCCAAUAUCCAUACUCUAAACAACCUUCUCGUCACUCUAUCCCUGCAUCCUCUCGAGGUCUUCAUGCCAUCAAUCCCCCACAAGAAUUAUCCGAUACAUCACUUCCCUAUUCCCUUGUUCCUCAUCCAUCAAAAGCAUCCAAUCUCUAUACACCUCAAGCCCAAGCUCCAGUUCGAUUUCCUCUACAUCUUUCUGAACUCACAAUCGAUUCUAUCCCUGGAAAUAUAUUCAAUGGAUUUAAAAAUACACUUUUGUUUUAUGAUCAUCCGAGGAAUUUGAAGCGGAAAGAAUGCUCGAGACCGGUUUUUAAAAUGUCAAUUAAGGGGUUAGAGAGGAUUACUUCUAUGCUUUUCUUUUUAUGUGGUGGGGAGGAAGAAAAUAAGGAAGAGGAGAAAAAGAAAAAGGAAAAUGUAUUGAUAGGAGGUGCACAAUUUGAUAAAUUUAGUAAGGACGUGGAAGUUCAGCAGGUGGGGAUAGAAGGGUUACAGAGGGAGAUGGAAUCUGGAAUGCGGGUUCUUGGUACGGGAAUGGAGCGGAGAUGGGAGUGGAUGGUUCCUGGUUCUUUUGAUGAGGAUGAGAAUUUCCCGGGGAAGGAUGGGAAAGAGAGGGCUUUCAUCUGGAAACAUAGAAUUCCUGAUUCUUCGUUAGCCCUUUCGUUCACAAAUCCGAAUUUGGAGCUGAGGGAUAAGGAGUCGGGGGAUUUGUAUGCGGUGAUUAGGUAUGAUGCUUGGAAGAGGAAAGAUAUGAUAGGGAUACAGUUUAGGAGGAGAUGGGAGGACAGAAGUGGAGUUAGAAGGGUAUGAGGAUGGGGAUGGAAGGGAGAAAGGGUGGAAUUUCAAUUGGGUGUUUGAUUACGGGG
Molecule: messenger RNA, 1093 nt
Organism: Sclerotinia trifoliorum
Lineage: Eukaryota; Fungi; Ascomycota; Leotiomycetes; Helotiales; Sclerotiniaceae
Source: the annotation of a GenBank genome assembly